Messenger RNA from Colletotrichum godetiae, 1674 nucleotides. RefSeq lists its product as uncharacterized. The transcript is spliced from 3 exons. The record is from RefSeq and is a predicted model, not a curated record. Bases 1 to 1674 code for a protein of 557 amino acids. Lineage: Eukaryota; Fungi; Ascomycota; Sordariomycetes; Glomerellales; Glomerellaceae.
AUGCAGCAGAGUCUCUUCUUGGGCAUCACCGCCCUUCUCCUCGGAAAUGCGGCAGCAGCUCCGAAAAGUUCAGACGAACAGGUCGCCGCCCACAUCGUCCGAGGCCCAGACUCCCGACCGGACCUACAAUCGGGUGAAUGGGUCCGUCCAAUCGCCGCCCGGGGCCGCUCCGGAUUUCACUUCAACGGCACCUCCAACGGGACUUCGUCUGCCGUCGGCACGGGCACCGCCGUGGGGACUGCCAGCAGCACUCACUACACGCUAUCAUACAACUCCUCAUCCACCGCCUCCUCCUCUUCGUCGUUCCACGCUUCUGGAUGCCCGGAGAGCGUCACCACGUCCUUCACAACGGUUGACGUAACCUUUUACAUCACGGCGACUACUUCUUACGGCGGCAACUUGACAUCCUCGAGAGGUACCGGCACGGCCUACUUGCCUUCAUCUUCAUCCUCACUGCCUGCCAACUCUACCAGUUCGAGAGCUGCAUGGAAUAUCACAUCCUCGACUUCAAUGAUCAUCUCGACCGGCUACACUCUGCCCGUCAACUCAACAACCAUCUCUUCCGUGGCAUCGUCCGAGUCCCCCUGCCCUGACGACACUGCCAGCACUCACCAGCCGUACCCCAACAUCACGUCAACAUACUCUAGCUCGUCCUUGACGACAGGAGGUUCAGAUGGAACCGUCACCUCCGUACCCGCCUGGCACAACACCACAUCUGCGGUCCCCUCUCAGAUAACCGAGCCUUGCGACGGCGAUAUGAGCUCCACCUCCUCCUACAUCAACUCGACUUCGAUGGCGUUCAGCAGCCAGCUCAACUCCACGGCGCCGUGGUCCACAAAGACAUCGACCAGCGCGGCCGUAGAGACGCCAUGCGACGACGAGACCAGCACCGGAAGCGCUGUUCCCCCCUUCACCUCUAGCAUGACCCUCAUCAACUCAACCAUGACAUACACGCUCUCCACAAAGACUCAGAACGGAACGUACAGCCAGUCCGCCUCCACCACCUCGGCCAUCGCCACAACCGAGCCAUGCGACGACGAAACCACCGCCAGCGCCUCGACCUAUAGCUCAACAUCAUCCAGCUGGACAACGCAGACGCCCGACGUGACGCCCUUCCUCCCCAAUACCACCAGCAGCAUCGCCGUCACGUCGUCCACCGCUCGGGCAACAACGGCGUUCUCCUCCGUCAUCCCGACGGAAAGCUGCGUCAUCGACACCUCCAUGGCACCCAUCACCACCGCCUCGCUGACCACGGUCCCGACCUCGACCACAAUCCCGACAAAGACGGUCUGCCAAAACGACGCGCCGACAGGCAAGCCCAUGCCGGGGAACAACCACUGCGGCGUUCACGGUCUGCCGGUAGGCAACUACUUCUUAGCUCGCUUCGUCAACAACGCGCCCAACGUGCCCGUGACCCUUGAGGGCUGCUACCAAUUCUGCGCUAGCGUCAUGAACACCACGGACGGCUGUAAGUCGUACCGCUUCUACCCCGAAAAGGGCCUCAAUGUCCCGCGGUGCGACCUGUACGGCAGCACCGUCGCGUACGCGCUGGACUCCAUCGACAACGACCACCCUGACCUGUGGUUCGAUCUCACUUGCGGCUCGCCCUCCAGCGAGCAGUGGGCGCACCUUCCGGGUAUUGGGCGUCUUCACGAGCUCGGCCUGGUAAGGUAG